Molecule: messenger RNA, 1320 nt
Organism: Aureococcus anophagefferens
Lineage: Eukaryota; Pelagophyceae; Pelagomonadales; Pelagomonadaceae
Gene: HSP1
Product: putative heat shock protein DnaJ
Exons: 1
Coding region: 1-1320 (439 amino acids)
Biological process (GO): protein refolding
Cellular component (GO): cytoplasm
Molecular function (GO): Hsp70 protein binding
Source: RefSeq, a predicted model, not a curated record
AUGCUGCGGCGGCUGCUGCUAUUGCUGGUCGCCUUCGCGCGCUGCGAGGUCGUCGACUACUACGCGGUCCUAGGCGUCGCGCGCACGGCGACGACCGCGGAGAUCAAGAAGGCCUACCGGGCGCUCGCGCAGGAGUACCACCCGGACAAGCUCGCCUCGACGCUGUCCGAGGAGGCGAAGGCCGAGGCCGUCGCGAAGUUCGUCGCGCUCGCGCAGGCGCACGAGGUGCUGAGCGACGACGACCGGCGGCGGGCCUACGACGCGACGGGCGCCGACGAGCCCGACGCCGAGGCCGAGGCGCGCGCCGCGGAGCAGGGCCCGCCGGAGUACACGGAGCUGCCCGUCAAGGUCGAGGCGCGGUUCCGCCACGGCGCGUUCCGCUUCUCCUUCGCGGGCACGGGCGUCCGCGCCAUGUCGGCGACGCGCGUGCCCAUCACCGUGACCAUGGAGGAUCUGCUCGUGGGCGUCACGCGCAACCUGACCCUGAGCCGCCGCGUCAGGUGCCGCGCGUGCGACGGCACGGGCUCCGCGCGGCCCGCGCGGCGGCCGACGUGCCCGCUCUGCGGCGGCACGGGCCGGGCCCCGGCCCUCGGCGCGGCGGGCCGGCCGCCGUCGCCCUUCCGCCAGUCCUUCGAGUCGCUCUGCGGCGCCUGCGGCGGCUUCGGCAAGCUCCGGGGGCCGCCGUGCGCGUCGUGCGACGGCGAGGGCAUCGCCGCGGAGACGCACGUCGUCACGGUCGUCGUGCCGCCGGGCGCGCCCGAGGGCCACGAGAUCGUGUUCCGCGGCCUCGGCGACGAGCACGCGCACCGCGACGCCGGCGACCUCGUCGUCGUCGUGGAGGCGGCGCCGCACGGCCGCUUCGCGCGGUCCGUCGACGGCGCGAACGUCUGGUGCAACGCGAGCGUCGGCCUCCUGGACGCGCUCUACGGCUUCUCGAAGAAGCUGACGGGCCUGGACGGCGCGCGGCUCGACGUGCGCCACGACCGCGUCGCGUUCUCGUCGUUCACGCACGAGCUGCCCGGCGAGGGGCUGCCCGUCUUCGGCAACGCGACGCAGCGCGGCUCCCUCACGGUCUACGUCGCCGUGUCCUUCCCCCGGAGCCUCAGCGCGCUCCAGCUCCGCGUCCUCCGCCACAUCGGCCUCCGCCCGGACGAGCUCGACUUCAUCCGCGCGCUCCAGCUCCUCAUGGCCUACCAGUACGCGACGACGGUCCCCGACGGCUCCGCCGAGCUCAAGUUCGCGAGCCGGUGCUACGGCGACGCCCUCGACGUCUGCAAGCCGGAGCGGCGCUACUGGACCUGGUGGCGCGCCGUCGUGUAA